Molecule: messenger RNA, 501 nt
Organism: Stylonychia lemnae
Lineage: Eukaryota; Ciliophora; Spirotrichea; Sporadotrichida; Oxytrichidae
Source: the annotation of a GenBank genome assembly
AUGGGAGCUCAUAUUAUUAACAGAACCCUUGACAUUAUUGAUUUAUUAUACUAAUUGGAGCUUGCAUGUUGCAAAUCUAGCAUUGAUCCUAGGAAUUUUAGCAAGUGCAAAUUGAUACACCCAGGCAUGCUCUUGCAUAUUGAAAAACUUAAGGAAUCUGAUCCAAUUUACGCAUAAAAUCUGCAUCAGUUAUUGAUAGAUAUUCAUAUCUACCCAUUUUUGACUAUGUUCAUCAAUGUUGCCAUCACUCAAAUAGUAUUUGAGGCUGGAAAUGUCAUAUAUAGCAUGAUUUAUGGCCUUUUUUAUUGCUUUAUUAACUAUUUAGCAGUUCAAUAUCGAGGAGGAAAACCUAUUUAUGAUUUCCUGCAUUGGAAAGAUUACACUACUAUUCUUAUAUGCUUAGUUAUAAUGGCAUUAAAAGCAUUUUUGUUUAUACUUAUUUCCAAAAUAUUAGCCAAAUUUAGACUGCAACCUGAAAUGAUGAGCGAAAAAUAGAAUUGA